AGCGAACGACUUGCUUGGCCAUGGCCAGUUUAUGAGGUUUUUUGGAACUCAUUAAAAUGUAGAGGAAGGAGGACUUUUUUUGGACUCAACAGCAAAGAUUCUUUUCGUUUUCUACUUUCAUGCUUAAAACUACUCUACUAAAAGAUAAGACUCUCUGUUUUUGCGACCGGAAGAUCAACAACAAGACAACGCACCAGCAGAAAGCAGAAGCUCCGCUGCAGCGUAUUGUCAGCAAACGGGAUGGACACCAACAACACCACCUACCAAGAAUUAUUGAUGGCACCCUCGUUGACAGAUGAGCCCCACGAGGGACCACGGUGACCCCUCUUCAGCGUGAAAGCAAACCCCUCCUAAGGAGACAGAGAAGAGUGGCCGCCUCCCUUGCGCGGCGACGCGGAUCCUGCUCUUGACCUUGCGGCUCUACAACGUCAACUGCGUCGCUCUGCCGCACGACGAACCGCGCACACAGUCAAGAAGCAACAACCUCCAAAAUCGGCCACCAAAAGGAUGUCCGAAGACGGUUAUGUCUCUUGUAACGAUCGGAAUUCGAGUCGCAGUUCGGGUUGUAAGAAUGAAACUACGACCCCGAGCACCAAUUCCGACGACGGGCACUUGUUUGAGUGCUCGCCCUGUGAGCCCGACCCAAACGCGAGCAACAGUAGCACUGAUGAGGAAGGAGAGCAGCUGCAACAGGGUAUUAUUCUUAGGAGAACCUCAAGUCAAUACUAGCCUUAUCCCGCUUCCCGUGUCCAGUAACCUGCAGACUUAAUAGUAUUCCGCUAGAUGAAUAGUAGCACUCAGCGUGUCUCUGUGGAGAAUCGUUGUCGGCGCUUCAGCACAGGCAGGCCCAUCUGCCGGCGAUUUUCAAAGCGUCAGAACGGCUUCGGCACGAUCCGGCACCGGCCGGCGCGGUGGGCAGGUUGGCCUUUGCCGUCAUCUUGCAUGCUGGCACCGGCGUGGCCGCGAUCUGGCGGCGGGGGGCGGGCAUGGUCGGGCACCGGCUUGGCCAGGGCCCGACACCGGCGUGGCCAGGGUCCGGCACCGGCUUGGGCAUGAUCGGCCACCGGCACGGUCAUGCCCAUGACCUGGCACCGGCGUGGCCACGACCUGGCACCGCCUUGGCCAUGAUUUGGCUGGCACCGGCUUGGCCGCGGCCUGGCACUUGCAGGCAUGGCCAUGAUUCCGCACCGGUUUGGCUAUGCUCUGGCACAGGCAGGCAGGCUUGGCCGUGAUUCAUCUGGCAACGGCUUGGCCACGGCCUGGCACCGGCUUGGCCAUGUUCUGGCACCGGCUUGGCCAUGAUUUGGCGCCGGCGUCGGCUUGGGCACGACCCGGAGCCGGCAGGCUUGGCCUUGCCAUGACCUGGAGCCGGCUCGGCCAUGGCCUGAGCGGGCGCCGGCCUUGCCGUGAUCUGGCACCGACCGGCCUGGCCACGACCUGGCACCGGCUUGGCAGUGGUGUGGCACCGGCCUGGCCAUGUCCUGACAUGGGCCUGGCCAUGAUCUGGCACCGGCUUGGCCAUGAGCUUCCUGGCGCCGGCUUGGCCGUGAUCCAUCUGGCACCGGCUCGGCCAUGAUCUGGCGCCGGCCUUGCCGCGACCUGGCACCGGACGGCUUGGCCAUGAUCUGGCGCCGGGUUGGCCAUGAUGUGGCACGGGGCGGGCGGGGCCACGACCUGGAACCGGCUUGGCCAUGAUCUGGCACCGGCUUGGCCCUGAUCUCAUCAGGCGCCGGCCUGGCCAUGAUCUCUCUGGCGCCGGCCUGGCCACGACCUGGCACCGGCUUGGCCACGAUCUGGCACCGGCUUGGCCAUGAUCUGGCACCGGCUUGGCCAUGACCUGGCACCGGUUGGCUGGCAGGCUUGGCCAUGAUCUGGCAUGCGGGCGCUGGCAGGUUUGGCCAUGAUCUGGCACCGGCUGGCUCGACAGGCUUUGGUCAUGAUCUGGCACCGGCUUGGCCACGGCCUGGCACCGAGUUGGCAGGCUUUGGCCAUGAUCUGGCACCGGCUUGGCCACGACCUGGCACCGGCGGGCUUGGCCACGAUCUGGCGCCGGCUGGGCCAUGAAGAUCUGGAACCGGGCGGCCUGGCCAUGAUCUGGAAGCGGCUUGGCCAUGAUCUGGCGCCGGCUUUGCCAUGAUCUGUCAUGCGGAAACACCCCGGGCGGAUUUUUGUUCUAAAAUGUGGCUAAUUUUUCCGGGAUUUCAAAAAUUCCGGGCGCCCUUUCCGGCAGGCCCCACCGGCAACAGCCCGAGGCCCACAAAAUUGCCCCGCUCGCCCUCUCAUGCGCCUCGGCUGUGUUGCCGCUGUUCGGCUUUUGGGCCUCUAGGUUGGUCGUGGACGUGGUGUCCAGAGGUUUUCCAAGUUUUAAAAUUUAAAAAUUCGGGCUGUUUUUCACGGAAAAGUGGUCCACACAAUUUUCCAAAGCUUUUCGGGGUUUGUUGGAGAAUCAGUGUGGUGGAUGUUUGGGUUGUGUAUGGGGCACAGUAUCGGGGGCUGGAGGUCAAGGUGUGCCGUUUUCGAAUGUGAAGCGGCGCGCGAUUUUGUGUGUUGCCACUUCGCAUUCCGCUGGCGUUUUGGUUUGUAUCUCUCGUGGGAUAGAAGAUGUUGCUCGCCCCUCGGAACAUGAUGCUCGACAUGCACGUCGAGCAUCAUCUUCCAAGAUCACCCACAACAACGCAUGUCGGGUGAGGGAAUGUCGGGAAGUCCAAUUUUAGAAGAUCCGAACAACUUCGGUUUUCGGCUUCUAAAACUGGGCACUUUCGGAUUCUAAAGUCCCGGGCGCGCACCUUCUAAAACCACAAAACUCGCAAAUCCUGCGGGAUUUUGCGCUAUCGGUGGUUUUAGAGGAUUUUUUAGAGGACGGGCAAGGUCCGGGUUUUUCCGCCUCCGGAAGCGAUUUUAGAGGGCAUUUUAGAAGAAUCCGGGCGAAAAAUUAGAAGUGGCUUUUAGAGGUGGUUUUUAGAAACCACUUUUAGGGACCACUUUUAGAGGCGGAAAGUAGAGACGGGUUUUAGAGACGCAUUUUAGAGACGGAUUUUAGAGGCGCAUUUUAGAGGCGCACUUUAGAGGCGCAUUUUAGAGAGGGAAAUUAGAGGCCAAUUUUAGAGGCCGGAAUUAGAGGAUGGCUGCAGAGGGCAUGGCAAUGGGUGGCGUUGUGCAUGGUCUGCUUGUCCGCGCCUUCAGGUCGUGGCGACUUCCUCUGUGGAGUUUCGUGUCGAGCCGAGGCAUUGACCACUCGGUGUCCGGAGUGGGUUGUGGUAGUGCCUUUCCGCGUCUCAUCUAGUUCUUCAUGAGUAUGACUCUUUGGGGAUGUCCUGUUCGCAGUCUGGGUUCUUCCUCUUCGCGUCAUUUCGUUAGCCCCUCGCCGGACUCUCCUUCCCGCUGUCGCUUUUCGUUUCAUCCGCCGAUGGGGAAUUUGGGUGGGCCUUUUUUUUUGAAAACCGGAAAAAUUAGAAGGAUAUUAGAAAGGAAAACCGCCCGGGCGUUUUCCGCAUGAGAUCUGGCACCGUCUUGGCAGGCUUUGGCCAUGAUCUGGAACCGGCUUGGCGCUGAUCUGGCACCGGCUUGGCCAUGAUGCAUGUGGCACCCACGCACCGGCUUGGCAGGUUUUGGCCAUGAUCUGGCACCGGCUUGGCCGCGAUCUGGCACCGGCUUGGCUAUGAUCUGGCACCGGCCCGGCCAUGAUCUGGCACCGGCUUGGCAGGCUUUGGCCAUGUUUUGGCACCGGCUUGGCCGCGACCUGGCACCGGCUUGGCCACGACCUGGCACCGCCUCGGCCAUGAUUUGGCACCGGCAUGGCCAUGAUCUGGCACCGGCGGGCUUGGCGGGCUUUGGUCAUGAUCUGGCAACGGCCGGCGGGCUUGGCCACGACCGGGCACCGGCAGGCUUGGCAAUGAUCUGGCACCGGCUUGGCCAUGAUCUGGCAUCGGCAUGGCCACAGUCUGGCACCGGCUUGGCCACGACCUUCCUGGCACCGGGCGGCUUGGCCAUGAUCCGGAACCGGCCGGCUGGCAGGCUUGGCCGUGAUCUGGCACCGGCUUGGCAGCCUCUGGCCAUGAUCUGGCGCCAGCCUUGGCACGGCCUGCCCUGGCACCGGCUUGGCCAUCAUCUGGCAUCGGCUUGGGCACGACCCGGCACCGGCUGGCAGGCUUGGCCAUAAUCUGGCACCGGCUUGGCAGGCUUGGCCAUGAUCUGGCACCGGCUUGGCAGGCUUUGGCCAUGAUCUGGCACCGGCUUGGCCACGACCUGGCACCGGCUUGGCCAUGAUCUGGCACCGGCUUGGCUAUGACCUGGCACCGGCUCGGCAGGUUUUGGCCAUGAUCUGGCACCGGCUUGGCCAUGAUCUGGCACCAGCUUGGCCAUGAUCUGGCACCGGCUUGGCCACGACCUGGCAUCGGCUUGGUCAUGAUCUGGCAACGGCUUGGCCAUGAUCUGGCAACGGCUGGCAGGCUUGGCCAUGCAUGAUCUGGCACCGGCUUGGCAGGUUUCCUCUGGCCACGACCUGGCGCCGGCUCGUGUUUCGAGGUUAGUUGCGUUUCGCACGUUGCUGCCCCGCCUCGAGGCUUCGCUGCUUCGGGGCUUCGCUGCUUCGGGGCUUCGUUGCUUCGGGGCUCCGCUGCUUCGAGGCUUCGCUGCUUCGGGGCUUCGCUGCUUCGGGGCCUCGAGGCUUCGCUGCUUCGAGGCUUCGAGGCUCUGCGGCUUCGAGGCUCUGCGGCCUCGAGGCUUCGCUGCUCCGAGGCUUCGCUGCUUCGAGGCUUCGCUGCUCCGAGGCUUCGCUGCUUCGAGGUUUCGCUGCUUCGAGGUUUCGCUGCUUCGAGGCUUUGCUGCUUCGAGGCUUUGCCGCUUCGAGGCUUCGCUGCUUCGGGACUUCGCUGCUUCGGGGCUUCGCUGCUUCGGGGCUUCGAGGCUUCGCUGCUUGUUCGAGGCUUCGUUGCUUGUUCGAGGAUUCGCCGCUUGUUCGAGGAUUCGCUGCUUGUUCGAGGCUUCGCAGCUUGUUCGAGGCUUCGCUGCUUGUUUGAGGCUUCGCUGCUUGUUCGAGGCUUCGUUGCUUGUUCGAGGCUUCGCUGCUUGUUCGAGGCUUCGCUGCUUCGAGGCUUCGCUGCUUCGAGGCUUCGCUGCUUCGAGGCUUCGCUGCUUCGAGGUUUCGCUGCUUCGAGGCUUCGCUGCUUCGAGGUUUCGCUGCUUCGAGGUUUCGCCGGCCGCUUCGAGGCUUCGCCGGCCGCUUCGAGGCUUCGCCGCUUCGGGGCUUCGCUGCUUCGAGGGUUCGCUGCUUCGAGGGUUCGCUGCUCCGGGGCUUCGCUGCUUUGGGGCUUCGGGGCUUCGAGGCUUCGCCGCUUGUUCGAGGCUUCGCCGCUUGUUCGAGGCUUCGCUGCUUGUUCGAGGAUUCGCUGCCUGUUCGAGGAUUCGCUGCUUGUUCGAGGCUGCGCUGCUUCGAGGCUGCGCUGCUUCGAGGCUUCGCCGCUUCGAGGCUUCGCUGCUUCGAGGCUUCGCCGCUUCGAGGCUUCGCUGCUUCGAGGCUUGGCUGCUUCGAGGCUUCGCUGCUUCGAGGCUGCGCUGCUUCGAGGCUGCGCUGCUUCGGGGCUGCGCUGCUUCGAGGCUUUGCUGCUUCGCCGCUUCGAGGCUUCGCCGCUUCGCCGCUCCGAAGCUUCGCUGCUUCGAGGUUUCGCUGCUUCGCGGUUUCGCCGCUUCGAGGCUUCGCUGCGUGCUUCGAGGCUUCGCGGCUUCGCUGCUUCCUUCGGCGUUUCGAGGCCUCAUCGUUUCGAGGCUUCGCCGCUUAGAAGCUUGGGCACUUUGUCUGCAUUUCGUUUUUGUUGUUUUUCGUUUCUAUUCUUUGUUUUUGUUUUUUGUUUUCAUUCUUUGUUUUCAUUCUUUGUUUCCAUUCUUUGUUUCCGUUUUUCGUUUCUAUUCUUUGUUUUCGUUUUUCGUUUCCAUUGUUUGUUUUCAUUUUUCGUUUCCAUUCUUUGUUUUCGUUUUUCGUUUCCAUUCUUUGUUUUCGUUUUUCGUUUCCAUUCUUUGUUUCCAUUCUUUGUUUUCGUUUUUCGUUUCCAUUCUUUGUUUUUGUUUUUCGUUUCUAUUGUUUGUUUUUAUUGCGGGAUACUAUUAAAUAAUGGGUUUUCUGACUUAUAACUAGUCAUGGUAGAGAUUUGUUGUUUUGCAUUGUCGUGGGCGGCUCUUUUAAUUUUAUGCAUGAAGUUGAAGCCAGAGACAGAUGCUAGAUCAAGGACAUGUUGAUACUACCUUCCAGAUGAACAUAAUUAUACCUGCAGGAGGUCCUGCCCCCGUGGUUUCCGACAUUUUUGUGAAUGCGAAGAGGUACGAAAAGUUUCUGGACAAACUCCCGAAGCCCGAGUGCUUCGGCACAGUGCUGCUGGCGGAUCAUGUGCAAACCCGUGAGGAAAAGCAACAGUACGCGGAUGACUUCACUGCUCGGUACAAGAAAGCGUCCGAGGAGGAGGCGCGGAUCGUCGACCACAAAAAUGUCAAACCCCAGUCGAAUAUGCAUUGCAAAAGUAUCGUGCUAGUAUGAAUUGCAAUACAAGUUGGCUCAGCAUUACAACUCAAAUUUGUAAUGUGGAUUGCCCUCAACAUCUAGAUUUGUAAUGCAGUAUCGCAAUCAGUACGAGCGCGGUACUUUUGCACAGGAUAUCGGAAAUCUACCAGCGCGAUGAGCUGGAACUCCGCCGGGUCCAAUUGGCGCCCCAGGUUGCCGUGUCACGAGAAUGCACAAGCACCUCCUCCCUCUUCAUUUCAUGAAGGGCAUAAGGAUAAGAAUGUUAAGCAGCAACACAAGUGCUGGCAUAAAUGCAGCUUUUGCAUGACAAUAAAUUCGUGACCGAAUCUAGUGCUGUUUCGGCUUCCGAAGUCUGUCAUGCAAGAAGUGCGAAAGAGAAAAAGGCGGUUCUGACCCUAGAUCUCCUGCGUCCGAAGCUGCUUGCGGCGACGGUGCAGAGCUUUUUGAUGUGGCGCAGUCGGGUAAUAUGCGUGACAAAUGAGGGGGAGAGGGAGUUGUACUAGUUGUGCAUUGUCAUACGCUUGUAAAGUUUUGGAUAUCGGCGGCAACCAGGUCGGGAACGUUGUCCAUCUUCCCUGCUACGACAUUUACCACGACCGCUACUCGGCCCAUUACGCCGGGUUGAAGCUGGAGCUCAUCAAGGCGGUUGCGGACAGUCGCUGCGUGGCGGUGUCCGGCACGUUCGCGCAGGUCCUGGAGCAGCAGCUGGCUCUGUCGGGGACCCCGCCUCCCACAGCUGCUGGUAGUGGUGAUAAUAAAAACUACGUGUUCACGUCGGAGAUGGGGAGUGCAUCGGCAGGAGGCGCUACUUCGAGUUCUUCUUCUUCUACAAUCAACAGUUCUACUCCUACAACAUCAAGCCGUGUGUUCGCCUGGGAGCCGAAUGCGUCCGUUCCCUACGAGUACGCGCGCUACCCGACCAUUGUCUUCCAAAACUCCCACAACAUCUACCAUUGUCCGGACGACACCAAGAAAAGUAAGUGGGCGGCGGGCGAUGCAACAGCGGGCAAAGGAACUACCGAGGUGAAUCCACGACCGCCGACCACGAGCAAUUAUUCCAAGCGCCUGGAGAACAGUUGCCUCAAGUUCGCUUUCUCCUUCUGCCCGGACAAGGGGCACUUGGUCCACUGGGGCUGGAUCGAGUACAACACGCUGCAGAAGACAGGUUUGAAGGCCAAGGAGGAGUCGAAAAACACAGCGAUGUUUCUUGGACACGAAAACCCACAAAAGCAGGAGGCGCAGUUUGGCGUCUUCCAAGGAGAGGUGCAGCUUGCGAACAUUGCGCUGCCGGAGGAAGAACAACAGCUGCAGGACCAACAGCGGCUGGAGCCGCGACAGCACCGGCAGUCGAGGGGACGUGUAUGGAUGGUUACUUCUUAAAGGCAUCGCACACGACCUCGUUCGUAGUAGUUGCAAGUAUGCAUUAAUACUAAAGGUUUAUUUGCGAAGAUGAAAAGUUGGAAAUCCGCCUGACAAAUGUGCAAAGGUUUUUGAUGUGCUGCAGUCGCCGGGUAUGCAGGGCAAAUUCCGUAUAUCCCACUGAGUAACUUUGUCAUGCAAUUUUUAGUGGUGCGUGCGAAUGCGAUACUUUUGUAUAUGCAUAAUGUGGUCACCGAGACGAUUACGCGGUCCUGGCUGGCGGCGGCGAGGCCGGAGGUCGUCGUUAUCACGAACUGUUGGAGACGAUGUUGGGAAUAUCCUGGGAACAAGUUGUAAUAUCGUACAACUGGUAGUACUAGUUACAGCUAUGCAUGACACCAGACCUCCCUCCUAAGCAAAAUUAGCAUGAGAAAUUUUAUGUUAGUUACUUAUACUACUGGGCGAAAUUUUAUUUUCGAUGCAAAAACUUAGCAGGGAAAGGAUCCAUGUGCCGGAUUGGGAGGUCGGUGCGUGCUUCUUCUGGCAAGGCUCGUCUAGAAGUAAUCACUGACUGCGGGACGUCGUUCAUGUAUGCGCUGCGUCAUGGCAUACGCAGUGGGUCCGGUGCUCGAGCUACAGUGACCGAGCCGCUGUGGAGUUUAAGUACUCUCCGCGCCGGACCUAAAAAACAAGGCUCAUAGCCCCGGCUCGGUUGCUGAUCAGAUUCGCCCUACACCCAUGCAGAAAUGCUACAGUGUGUGCGUGUUUGGUCCCCCCUGAACGACGUGUGUGUGAGUGUGGCCCACACCCAAGUCCGAAAAAACCUAGCCUCAUAACAGCCGCGCCCCUAAGGUAUAGAUCAACUGUUCGUCAUAGAAGAUCGGCGUUCAGCUGCUCUCGGGCUGGAGGAGGGAGUAGCAAGCAGCAGUCCGCUUAAAGGGCACACUGCCAACAUCAUCAUCACGAGAACUAAUGCGAUACAACUUUUGCACUUUAUAGACACCUCCACCUCCAGACUCCGACUCGGACGACUCAGAUUAUAGUUGGAGCUCCAGUCAGCUAUCAAGUGCAAGUAUAUCUGGAUUCUCUGGAGGAUGAAACUUAUGAUGCUGGGCAGCUGCAGAUGGUUGAAACAUUUCUACUAAAUGGCGACAAGCAUGAUACGUUUUUCGAAAGCCCUGAGAGACGACAUUUUCGCAUCAAUAUGCAUGACGAAGAAAAAGAAAACUGCGCUUGUGGUGCCGGUCAUACAGAUUUUCUAGCCGUGUAAUAUUGCAAGACUACGAGAAGAACCAUCGCAAGUUCCAUCUGUCCUGAACACCAGACGUCCUCUCUUCGUUCUUCAUAUCUUGAGUUUGAUGAUGACCCUAUACGGCGUAGGUCAACCGCACCAGCAUCGGCCAGCAUGUCUCCGGCGCUGAUUAACCGCAGCAAAACACGGAUCAGGAGCCAGGGAGUUGAAAGCGCCACGUUUCUGAAAACAACUCCGGACAACAAUGCGGAUGACAAACCUGAUGGUUACCAGAAGAACUACACCAACGCCGAGCCGUGUCGUAAUCACCUGUACUACCAAGUUAACAUGAUUCACAACUACUACAAAAAGAACGAGCAGAACAGACCCCAACAUCGAUUCGAGUACAGGGGCAAUUAUCCCUAUAAUCGUUACGACAACCGCGACCGCCCGGUCCCUCCUGCGCCGCGGGAGCAGACCAAAGCGGAGAAUGCAGUUCUACCUGGGUGCCAGUUUCUCUUCAAAACAGAGGAGGAGCGGGAUUUGUUUGUCAAAGAUGCGAAGACUAUGCAGAAGAUUCUCUGCGACAUGUGCACGACGGGGAAAUUUAAGCGUGUGGUGUUGGAGGUGAUGGGCAACAGUGACGGCUUUCGCGAAAAGGAGCAAUUCACUGCGGUGUACGAGAACAAGUUGAUGCAGGUCAUCCACGCGCAUUACGCCGAGCGCGCCCACAACCAGUACAAUCGCCAGACAGACCACACAAAUUGGAAAAAGAUCGCGGAAGAGUUCGUUCUAGUUCUCGACGACGCGGGCGGCUGGGGCAUGGAAAUUUUGGACGGGAAGACCCGCGGGGAAGCGCCGAACCACCCGGUGAAAGCAAUGGACUGCGGGUUUAUACAUUGCAAAUAUGUCUGAGUCUGGAAGAGUGCGAAUUUGUGAUGCGAACUGGUCUACAUCAUGACAAAAUCUGUCAUGCGUGGCUAGCGAAAGGCCACAGCUCUUGUUACCGAAAGAGGGGAUGUGUCAUGCCGAUUAGGCAUUGGGGUACCUGGUGCUCCAAGUCUGUGAUGCUAGAGCUUGCAUGCCAGACGAUCUAGGUCAGGCAAAAACUACAUGACAAACCUUGCAUCGUCCUUCCAGACCCAGACAUAUUUGCAUUUGAUAGGGUUGGUAAUGGAGCAAGUGUUUAAGAGUCGCAUGCACCUGGACGAGAGCGAGGGGGGGAGCUUCUCUGACCCGGUGACCUUCCGUUUGAUCGGGAAAAUUGAGGAGAGAGAUAAGGAGCGGGAGGCGGCGCAGGGCGCGGCACAGCAGGCAAAGAACAAGUAAAGCAGGAAUGGAAUUUCGUAGAAGAGGGCAGGAAUCAUGUUGCGAGCGGGGGGAUUUUGUAAGGGAGCGAUCGAACUAUAGUUUUUGCUAUAAUGAUCGCUGAACGAAAAUCUACUUCACAUGGUGCCAGUGGCGAUUAUCUAUCAGGCUUUUUUGAUGAUGUUCCUCCAAAGAAAGUGGCUCCCUGGUACGCUGUACAACAAGCCGUAGCUUCCACUGAAGACAAAAGAUGAAGCGACAUUUCGAAAAAUUACGUAGUACUUGUUCAUAUCAAGUCGAGGACAAGUUGUUUCUGUAAUACUACUAUACGACUUUGAUGGAACAAGUCCGAUGGAAUCGCCUGGGAAGGUCAGGCUCGUUCUUUAAGGUGUUUUUGCCUCAUCACUCUUUUACGACGAAACUAAACGGUUGC
Amoebophrya sp. A120 is the source of this 10842-nucleotide messenger RNA. Lineage: Eukaryota; Dinophyceae; Syndiniales; Amoebophryaceae. The record is from the annotation of a GenBank genome assembly.